GUAUUUUGUAGGACGUAGUUUACCGUAUAUUCAGUGGAUUAUGUCUUAUUAUUCAUUGUCGAUAUACGAUCAUUUCGACUACAAUUCACCUUGAUAGAUAGACAGGCAAGUGAGACAGCAUAUAAACACACUCAACGCUUUGGAAUACAUAUUCUACACUUGAAUUCACUUAUCGUCAAUCAGAUUGUUUGGUAUACAAACAGUGUUUAGUAACAUUAUUGGCGUAUAUAUUACUGUAAUGGUUAUGAGCAAUGUUCAUCUCAAUAAAUACUGUUUCUUUCUUUAGAACAAAUGAAUGAAUGACGUUGUCUUGUUAAAGCAUAAUCACAUAUGUCUGUUACAUAAUUCUAAAAAUUGUAUAAAAGUAAACUGUGAUGAAGAAAUCAGUUAAUGAUAAAAAAUAUCUCGAUUCAGUUGAUCAUAUAAACUUUAGUCGGUUAGCUACAGAUCAACACUGUGAAGAAACCCAAGCAACUCUUACAAAAUCAUCUCAUGAAGUAAUGGAGUGUAAUAGAAAUCUACGCAGAGCACUGGAAUUUUUCGCUAUAGUUAUACUCAUAUUGACUUUAAUUGGAAUAAUAAUUCUUAUUAUUGUGUACGUUAUAAGUCUUAAUAUUCCAGAUAUGUUUUCCGUAGUAAUUGAUGCAGGAUCAACAUCUUCAAAACUUCAUCUAUAUAAAUGGACGGAUGAACCGUUUCGAUCAAAUGGAAAAGUUACAGAAGUGGCUAGUGAUAAAGUCUCUCCAGGAAUAUCAAAUUACGUUGAUGAUGCAACAGAAGCGUAUACAGCAAUGAAACCGAAAUUGGAUAAAUUAACAUCCAGUUUGUCUAAUAAACAGAAACAAAACACACCAGUGUAUUUAGCUGCAACGGCUGGUAUGCGAUUAAAGCUAAUUGAAGAUCCUUUAGGCAGUUUAGAUUUAUUUUCAGUAAUUCGGCAGUAUUUAUUACAUUCUGGGUUACAAAUCAAAACACCGAAUGAACGUAUACGGUUAUUGUAUGGGUCUGAAGAAGGUCUUUAUGGUUGGGUGUCCGUCAAUAAUAUUUUAGGUAAUAUACAAGAGGGGAAACGUACAUUACCUACUGAUACUGUUGGCUCUUUGGACCUUGGUGGAGCUAGUACGCAAAUAGCAUUUAUCCCCGAUUCUUAUCCUAAUGCUCCUAAGGAAUUAUUAGAUUUUUAUCCGCUUAGAUUAUAUGGAAAUGAUUUCUUGGUAUACAGUCAUAGCUUCUUAUGCUAUGGAAAAUCUGAAUUUCAAAGGCGUUUAAUGACUUCAAUAGCAGCCAGAUCAAAGAAAACGUUUGAAAUCCCUAAUCCUUGUCUUCUUCGAGGUUACAAAACGGAAAAGUAUAAUGCAAGUGAUUGGUUCACUGGAAGUUGCAUGACAGGCAAUUAUGUGACAAAAACAUUUCAUGACGAAAUCUUUCAACCCUCUUAUAUGAAAGAAUUUUCCUUCGAGGGUACAGGUGAACCUGACGAGUGUAUUCAACAUAUGGAAAGACAUUUUAAAAAUGACUGUAAUUACUCCUUAUGUUCAUUUAACAACGUUUAUCAGCCACGUCCUUCAGGAAAGUUUUUAGCAUAUGCUGGAUUUUCAUACGUAAUGCACUAUCUAUUCCCUGAGAGGAAUACAGGACUCACUUUGUCAGAAGUCACUUCAGCAGUUAAGGAGUUUUGUCGAAAACCAUGGACAGAAGUAGCUAAAAUGACCGAAGAAAAUGAGUAUGAUUUUACUGGCAAAUAUUGUUUCGAUGGUUUAUACAUUGUAAUUCUGUUACAAAAGUAUGGCUUCACAACAGAUGAAUUAUGGAAAUCUAUCACAUUCAAUUCGAAGAUCAAUGGUAAAUCAGUCAGUUGGGCAUUGGGAUAUAUGCUAGAUCAGUCUGGUCAUCUUCCAAGUGAAAGUCCUAAAGUUUCAUUAAGUACAAAACUAUUUAUUGUCUUAUUUAUUUUAUUAAUAUCAUUAUUUAUUGGAUCUGUUAUUGGAUUACUGUUAACAAGAUUUUGUGUGACACAAUCGAAAAAGUCAGCUAGCCAGAUAUAGUGUAACAACUGCACAAGAGAGAAGGAGUAUAUGAGAACACACAUGAAAAUUUAUUUUCCCCUUUCUUUUUUUUCAAGAAAAAAGAAGAAUAUUCAGUUUGUUAAAACAUUUAUUUUGUACAGCAAUACUGUUGAAUGUUCACUAUCACUAAGGUACUAAGCAAUACAUUUGAACAGACAGAUAAGAAAGUUAAAACAUAUGACAAAUAAGUAAGUGAGGAAUAGAUGAGAAGAUGUGAUCAUUUCCUCAGAUUUCACACACCUCUUUACUCUAUUUACUAUAUGCUGUAAUGAAUACACACUAAUAUUCCUUUCUUUUUGACUAUUUUUAUAUACACUCGUGUGCUUGAGUUAUAUAGUGAGAAUAAAUAAAGGUAAUGAACCUGAAAUUAAAAUAAAUUGGUUUUUGUUCUAGGAUGUUUUUAUCUAUUCAUAUUAUCCUUAGCAUUCACAAUGAUGCGUUUUUGUUGUUUUAUUAACUGACUUUCAUCUUUAUAAAGACUAUUGUGUGUCAGUAAAUUAAUCGCAAUUGUGUAUUUAAUUAAUUCAAUGUUUUAUUUUGCUGUAUCUAUCUUCUCUGUUUAUUGCUAUUUUAUUUGUGUUCUCUUUGUUUUUUUUAAUUCCCCUCUCUUCGACUGAUUGUUGAUAAUAAAUGUUAUAACUUUGUAUUAUUUUACCCAAAUAGUGUAAUGUAACUACGACGAUUAAACUUAUUCCUACUACUUAUAUUUUUCAUUCGUCUGAAAUGUACAAAUGAAUACACAGAAGUGUGCGAAAUUUACAAUAUAAAAUAAUUUCGUUUCCGUUUACCAACACUGCACUAGUUUUAUUAAAUUACGUAAUUGGGACAGAAGAUGGAUGUGUUAGUCCAUUCUUCAUUUAAAAGGAUAAUGGACUGAAAGAUUUGUUAGUAUUACCUCCAUACGCAUAGUUUCUUCACUGAUAUCGAAUGUUUAAUUAAUAAAUUUCAUUUAUUGACUGUUAUGUGACCACCACUUAACAUAUACUCGCUUUUAGGAUAUAGUUAGCUG
Trichobilharzia regenti is the source of this 3075-nucleotide messenger RNA. NCBI's taxonomy places the organism in Eukaryota, Metazoa, Platyhelminthes, Trematoda, Strigeidida, Schistosomatidae. The record is from the annotation of a GenBank genome assembly.